CACUAGACUAGACCUCCAUUGACGUAUUCUUUCAUUACCUACCUACCCCGUUUUGAUAAUUAUAUUUGCGUUUUUCUUUUGUAAAACGUAAUUAUUUCAUUAUCAUUAAGUACAAUAAUCAUCUAUCAAAAUAAACUGCAUUAUUAAUAACAAAGUUUUGUCAGCUGUGUAUUAUGUUAUGAUAAUCGAAUGGUAGUCAACAACCAAUCAGCUGAGUUUUGUUUUCGUUGUGUAGAGGAGUCUGUAAUCCGAGGCGUGUACCCGUUUUUCGAAGCAGUAACUAAAAAUAUCUACAAUGAACGAAAUAAAAUCACUAGAACAUGCUACUUUGAAGGUACCAUACGAGGUAUUUAACAAAAGGUAUCGUAAUGCUCAGAGGGUGUUAGACGUGGAAGCGAGACAAGUAGCUACAUCAGUGAGUGAUAUUGACACGGCUACAAAGAAAGCUGCCAAUUCUGGAGAGAUAGAUAAAUUGCUCGGUGGUAUGGUAGAGAAGUUAACAACCAUGAAACGAAAAGCAUCUGAAGCAAUAACAGAAGAAGUCCAAGCUGCAUUUGUUUGUAAGAAGCGUCUGGAGCACCUCAAAGAACAGGCUGAAGCUUUAGCCGAUCCCAGCGCACCACAAGCAAAGACACAAAUUAAUCAAUGGCGCAAAGUUCGUUUGGACAGAAUGCUAGUGGAUUAUUUCCUUCGCAACGGUUACUACGACUCCGCUAACAAACUGGCAGAUGCUCGCGGUCUCAGAGAACUGACUAAUGUCGACAUCUACACGGCGGCGGCGGAGGUGGAGGCCGAGCUGUCUGCGCGGCGCACGGCGCGCUGCCUGCAGUGGUGCGCCGACAACAGGUCCAAGCUGCGCAAGCUCAACUCCACCAUGGAGUUCAAAAUACGUAUACAGGAGUUUAUAGAGUUAGUUCGCGAGGAUAAGCGCCUGGAUGCGGUUCGGUAUGCCAAGAAACACUUCUCCUCCUACGAGGAGGGCCAGCUGGAGGACAUCCAACACUGCAUGGGUAUGCUGGCCUUCCCGAAGGAUACCGACGUGGAGCCGUACCGCGCGCUGCUGGGUUCGUGGCGCUGGGGCGCGCUGGUGGCGCAGUUCCGCUGGGAGCACGCGCGCCUGCUGCACCCCGCGCGCCUGCCCGCGCUUCCCGUCGCGCUGCAGCUCGGCCUCGCCGCGCUCAACACGCCUCAGUGCUACAGCGAGAGCACGCAGGUGUCGGCGUGCCCGGCGUGCCAGCCGCCGCUCAACGCGCUGGCGCGCACGCUGCCGCACGCGCACUGCUCGCACUCGCGCCUCGUGUGCCGCCUGUCGCGCCUGCCGCUCAACGAGCACAACCAGCCCAUGGUGCUGCCCAACGGACAGGUCUACGGCGAGAAGGCACUGAAGGAGAUGAUGAAGGAACACGGAUCGAUCAUAUGCCCGAAAACGAAGGAAGUGUUUUGUAUGAAACGCGUCGAAAAAGUCUACGUUAUGUAAACGUACGCGUACUACAUUUAUGUAUAUAUAAAUAUUUUGAUUUACUUUCACGUAGUCAUCAUUAUUUUAAAACUCGUGUCCAUAUUGGUAUUAUAAUUAAGUUGCUAUUUUAUAUACUCUUUAAUUGUGCUUAUAUUUAGAUUUGUAUCGAUUUCUUAAUGAAAUUUAUAUUUAGCGAUUAUAAAUUUAAUGGCAACCCUGAAUCUCUAUUCAGACCCUUCAUGUACUGCCAGGUUUAUUAUUAAAUUAUUUAUUUUGCAUUUUAGUGUGUACAUAAUCUGAUUGCCUGUCAACUUCCCGAUGUCUGAUCAACGAUGUUGCCACUUUGUCCAUUUUAAAUACCUACAUAUUUGUAUGAAAUAAAAAUAUAUAUAUAUAAAGUUUAGUUCAUUCGCGUUUUUAAGAAAAAAUAUUAUAGUUUUUGUUGAUUACUCCCAUGUAACUGGUGAAAUAAACACUAAUUAACUGUA
Molecule: messenger RNA, 1947 nt
Organism: Nymphalis io (European peacock)
Lineage: Eukaryota; Metazoa; Arthropoda; Insecta; Lepidoptera; Nymphalidae
Gene: Kaz
Product: E3 ubiquitin-protein transferase MAEA
Exons: 9
Coding region: 296-1477 (393 amino acids)
Biological process (GO): proteasome-mediated ubiquitin-dependent protein catabolic process
Cellular component (GO): cytoplasm; GID complex; nucleus
Molecular function (GO): protein binding; ubiquitin protein ligase activity
Source: RefSeq, a predicted model, not a curated record